This is a messenger RNA of Lycium ferocissimum, 2558 nucleotides long. RefSeq lists its product as uncharacterized. The record is from RefSeq and is a predicted model, not a curated record. The coding region runs from base 1509 to 2372 and encodes 287 amino acids. The transcript is spliced from 6 exons. Gene Ontology annotation, biological process: sphingolipid metabolic process. Gene Ontology annotation, cellular component: lysosome. NCBI's taxonomy places the organism in Eukaryota, Viridiplantae, Streptophyta, Magnoliopsida, Solanales, Solanaceae.
GGGUUUAGAUUGAUUUUUUAAUUUUCUGAUGAUGUUCUUCACUAAGGCGAAUUUUUUUUAGUUUUUCUUUGGUUCAUAUAUGUAUAAUUGGCUUCUUAAACCCCGGUGGUGUUCUUCCAAAUUAGUCUUUAUCUUAUAGGGGGUGUAAAAGUUGACUCUUUUUUUUUAUUUUUUUUUAUAGAGUUCAAGGUAUAUUCUGCAUAUUAGAAUUUUAGAAAUCAGUAUGGUAGUAUUAUAAGCUGUUUAUUUUGUGCUUAGACUAUAGUUUAGUUUUGUUUUUGGAAUCCUGUGAUAUACAAAUGGGUUCUUCUGAGGGGAAUGAUAGUUACUCCCUAAAUUUCAUUUUGUUUGUCUUACUUUUUUUUUUAGUCUCUUUAAAAAAGAAUGUCUCUUUCCUUUUUUGGCAACUCUUUAAUUUCAACUUUCCACGUGGCAUGUUUAAGAUCACAAGAUUAAAGAACGUUUUAGUACAUUCUACAUUCUUUACGUUAAGACCACAAGAUUCAAAAGUCUUCUUUAUUUUCUUAAACUCCGUGCCGAAUCAAAACCAGACAAACAAAUGGAAAGGGAGGUAGUACAAUUUUAUCUAUUUUGUGCUGAGAGUAGUUUUGUUUUUAUUUGAUUCACGAGUGCAAAAUUGUGUUCUUUUUGGCUGGUCUAGUUCUAAUCUAAUCUGUAAGUUAAAGGAAAGAAGGAAAAUAUGACCUUUUUUCUGUUCCGGGCCAUCUUAACCAUAUCGGAGAAAAGAAUGGUAGUAUUAUACAAAAACUAUUCUAUACUUAUAGUUUGACACUGGAGUAGACUGAAAUUAAAUUAAGGCUAAAAUUCUAGUCCUAAAGUAAGAAUCGUUGAAUCAUUCAAGGUUGUGGUCUAGCAGUCAAUGAAGUGGGUUGAGCACCAUCAGGUCUCAAGUUCAAAUCCAGCAGAGGCAAAAAUAAUAGAAGAUUUCUUUGUACCUGUCCAAGCUUUGGCAAAUAGAGUUACUUGGUACCUAUCUUUGGUGGGAGUUAGCAAGUACCUUGUGGAAUUAGCCUAGACGCACGUAAGCUGACCCAGACACCAGGGUUAUAAGAAAAAAGUAAGAACGUUUGGACUUUGGGAAUCAUGUCGAUAUUAUUACAGGUCAAGAUAAAAAAGUAGGGGGGAUUUGACACAGAUAAUAUGUCUAGUCUUAGUUUCCUUACCAACCAUGUUUACUGCAGUUAAGAGUGACUUAAGUGGAAAUUUAUGGUUUAUUGAUGAGCCUGAGUUAGGCCAAGCAAAACUGAAUUAAAUCUUAUCUAGUUUUCUUUUCUUCAUUUUGUUUGCCUGAAGUUCCAAAAGCAUAAUGUUGAUAGUGAAUCAUGAGAAAGCACUGUAAUUAUUACAAAGACAUUACUGAUCUUACUGUCUUGUGCAGGAUAAAGUUCUUGGGAUCCUCAAGUUCUCUGGUUUUAAAUGUAUUAUUCAUGAUGAAUAAUUCUGAGAUCAUAUUCCUGUUUCAUUAAAGAAAGUCAAUAGAGAGGCAUAUGCUUCUUUUGUGUUUUUGCUCUUUAUUGUUCUUGACAGAUAUCAUUUGUUGGGACAAAAGCACUUUGUUAAUACAGUAUAAAAAAACAAACAGCCUUCUGUUCUGCGAAUUGUCAUUCUUCAAAUGCUAUUACAUGGAUUUGAAGUUCUGCCUGUGUCUUUUCUUACUUGGUUCUAGCUGGUGCUGUACUGCUAGAGAAUUAGCUGCCCGUAACCCUCUUAUUACUGAAACUGAAGAUGUUUCUGUACUGCAGAUAAAUAACCUAGAAGAACCGAGACAAGUUAAACCUUUGGAAGAAGUCAAUGGAAAUGAACAGUUGUGCACAUUCUGUGAAGAAUAUACUGCUAAGGCAGUUAAUUACAUGGCUAAUAACAGGACCGAAACAGAGAUCAUUGACCACCUUCACAAAUCCUGUUUGAAGUUGCGAUUUUACAAGAAGGAGUGCUCCAUACUGGUGGAUUAUUAUGCUCCUCUCUUCUUCUUAGAGAUCAACAAAAUAAGACCUGAAGAUUUUUGCCAAAAGUUUGGCCUUUGUGAACGAGAUGUUGCCAUUUCUCAGGUUUUUUCUGAAAAGAACUGCAAUUUAUGCCACCAAGUAGUUACGGAGGCCGAAAAGAAAUUGAAAGAUCCUGACACCCAGUUGGAGAUACUUGAGCUGCUCUUGAAGGCAUGUGGAGCUCUCAAACCUUAUGCUAAAAAGUGCAAGAAGCUGGUGUUUGAAUAUGCGCCAGUGAUUCUCGUAAAUGCUGAACAGUUUCUGGAAAAGAAUGACGUAUGCGCUAUUCUUCACGCUUGCGAGCCUGCAGUAGAAAAAGAGCAACCAUCGCUGAGGAAGCAAACUUCAUCGCAUUCUGUGUCUUAAGGAAAUGGUUGGGAACAUAUUGUUCUAUGUAAACAAAUGUACACCAUCAUAAAAGUUUCUUCAAUGUUGUGUAUAUAGUUUAAUAGGUUGAAUUCCAAACUUCAUUUAUUGUUAUGAACACAGUUAUUUAUGCAAGAGUAAAUAUAUCAAAAGUUAGUACUCAAAGGGGUAUUUCUCAGCCUUAAA